Molecule: messenger RNA, 240 nt
Organism: Triticum turgidum subsp. durum (durum wheat)
Lineage: Eukaryota; Viridiplantae; Streptophyta; Magnoliopsida; Poales; Poaceae
Source: the annotation of a GenBank genome assembly
AUGGGAACCCUCAAUGUGACAAUCCUUUUAUGUUUUCUACUCCUCAUGCCACUCCAUUUAGUUCCUGGUUCAGAGGCCAAGACGUGCAAAGAGCUCAGUGGGGCAUAUACCGCUUCACGUUGUGAUCAGGCUGAAUGUGUUGUGGCUUGCCGCAAGGAGGGCCUUACCCAAGGGGACUGUGAAGUUAUUGUCAAAACAAAAAAAUUUAUGGUACUUUGUUUUUGCAAAAGAGAGUGUUGA